Molecule: messenger RNA, 1547 nt
Organism: Durio zibethinus
Lineage: Eukaryota; Viridiplantae; Streptophyta; Magnoliopsida; Malvales; Malvaceae
Source: RefSeq, a predicted model, not a curated record
UUCAAAAUUUAUUAAUAUUAGAUUUUUAAAAUUAAAUUUAUGAAUUCCCUCUCUCGCUUUAUAUAUAUAUAUACACGCCCGAUUAUCCUCGCAAAUAUUAUAGAGUACCAUAGCCUUCCAUCUUUUUCCCACUAUCUUCAAAUCACUUGCUAAAAAUGCACCUGGUUCCGGUGCUUCUCAGCUUCAUCACCGUUGCUGCACUGCUGGUAGUUACUCCGGCCACCGGAUAUCGUCCAUGGCUUCACUUAAAACCCAACAGCUCUGAUUUAUUGAUCGGAGGCUCCAAGAAAUUCGAGGGCUCAUCUGAGUUCGUCCACAUGAGAUACCACAUGGGCCCAGUCCUCACCGCUAACAUCACUAUCCACACAAUCUGGUACGGCCGGUGGCAGAUAUCCCAAAAGAAGAUCAUCCGCGAGUUCAUCAACUCAAUCUCGGCCGUUGAUGCCAAGCGCCCUUCGAUUGCCGGGUGGUGGAAGACCGUACAGCUUUACACGGACCAAACAGGCGCUAACAUCUCCCAUACGGUGCGCUUAGGGGAAGAGAAAAACGAUCGUUUUUACUCGCACGGGAAAUCCCUCACGCGCUUAUCGAUACAGUCCGUGAUAAAAAGCGCUGUAACUGCGAGUACGAAGCCAUUGCCGAUAAAUCCCAAGAGUGGGCUCUACCUCUUGCUCACAUCCGAUGACGUGUACGUCCAGGAUUUUUGUGGCCAAGUUUGUGGGUUCCACUAUUUCACAUUUCCAUCUAUCGUGGGCUACACACUCCCAUAUGCAUGGAUAGGUAACUCCGCAAAGCUUUGCCCUGGAAUAUGCGCGUAUCCCUUCGCCGUACCAGAAUACAUGCCGGGAUUGAAGCCGUUAAAGUCACCCAACGGUGACGUGGGAGUGGACGGGAUGAUAAGCGUGAUCGGGCACGAAGUUGCUGAGCUGGCAACCAAUCCACUGGUGAACGCUUGGUACGCCGGGCAAGACCCCGUGGCUCCCGUGGAAAUAGCGGAUUUAUGCGAGGGUAUUUAUGGAACUGGAGGUGGAGGGUCCUACACGGGACAGCUAUUGAAUGAUAAAUAUGGUUCCACGUACAACAUGUACGGCAUCAGACGGAGGUACUUGGUUCAGUGGGUUUGGAAUCAUAUCGUGAGUUACUGUACUGGGCCGAAUGCUCUUGAUCAGUAAUUUUUAUUUUUGUUAAAAUUUUUUGAAUAUUUUUGUUAUUGUUUUGGACUUUCUCUCUCGUCUUUGAUGUGUUUUGUGGUCUGGUUUUGAGGUGGCUGUUGAUGAUGAUUAGUUAAGGUAGUUAAGUUUGUUAAAUAUGUACCUUUGCAAUAGUUAUUCCUAAUACUAUUUUUGUAUACCAAUAGAUUGUACUUCAAUUCUCACCUUUUCUAGUUAACCCUUUUGAUCCAGUUUUUUUUCAUUAAUUUCUCGGCCCCCAAUCUUCCAAUUUGCGUGGAUAAUUCUCAUACCAAUUAUAAUUUUAAAACCCAACUUUUUCAUUGUAUAAAAAACACAAUAAUAUCUAUAUAUUAUCUGGAGUUUAGUUUUGAUUAU